This is a messenger RNA of Paramecium sonneborni, 2522 nucleotides long. The record is from the annotation of a GenBank genome assembly. Lineage: Eukaryota; Ciliophora; Oligohymenophorea; Peniculida; Parameciidae.
AUAAAAUGAACACAUAAGAAGCGCCAUAACAAGAUUUAAUUUACAGAGACUAUCUUGAAAGAUUUCUGAGUAAUAUAGACAUAGCUUAGAUCGAGGCUAUGAGAUAACAAAACAAAAUAAGAUUUCCUAUAAACUUAGACAUGUUGAGAUAGGAAUCACGAUAACAAUAUCCAAAUUUGUAAGUGAAUGUUAUUAAUAUAAAUAUUAGAGUUGAUGAUUUGAUAAGACAUCCAACAGAUUUUAUAAGAGUAUUCUAACAGAAAUUAAGUUAAAUAUGCAAGCAAUUACAAGAAUAAUAGGAGGAUGAUGAUAAAAAGGGAUUAUAGACAGAGAAGACAUAUAAAAUAUAUUUUGAAGGUAAAUUGGGGAAGAAUUAUGUGACUCCAAGAGGUUUGGGAGCAGGAUAAAUAAAUUAAUUAGUAUGUACAUAGGCAAUAGUGACAAAGAUGUCAUUGGUAUUAUUGAAACUUUAGAAAUCAGUUCAUUAUAUUGAGAAGAAAAACUAAUUCAAAUAAGUGGAAUAUUUUAAUAAUAUGGAUCCAAGUGUAAGGACAUCAUCAAGAUAAGUUAAAGUAGUACAAAAGAAAGAUGAAGAGGGUAAUCCAAUGAUAUUUGAAUUUGGAUUAAGUGAUUUAAAUGAUAUGUAGACAUUGGUAGUAUAAGAAUUGCCAGAGAGAACUCCAACAGGAAUGUUACCUAGAUCAUUAGAGGUGAUAUUGGAUUAAGAUUUAGUAGAUAGAGUUAAACCAGGAGAUAGAGUAGAAGUAAUAAAUGAAUAAUAAUUGAUAGAUUACAGGAGUAUAUAAAUGUAUUCCAAAUUCAUAAACAAAAGCAAAUGGAACAUUUAGAACAACAUUGAUAGCAUAAAAUAUAAAAGUGAUGAAUGCAGUAUAAGAGACAAAGAUUUCUGAUGUGGAUAUUAAACAUAUAAGGGAAAUAGCAAAGAAACCAAGUAUAAAUAUAAAAAUAUAAUAAGAUCUUUUGGAAUAUAUGUCAAAAUCAAUAGCUCCAUCAAUAUUUGGACAUGAGAAUGUAAAGUAGUCGAUAUUGUUGCAAUUGUUAGGAGGUACAGAGAAGAAUUUGGAAACAGGAACUCAUUUAAGAGGAGAUAUAAACAUUUUAUUAAUAGGAGAUCCUUCAACAGCUAAAUCAUAAUUACUUAGAUAUGUAAUGGGAACUGCUCCUUUAGUAGUAACAACAACAGGUAGAGGAACAUCAAGUGUUGGUUUAACAGCUGCAGUUAAAAGAGAUAAUGAAACAGGAGAAAAUAAUUUAGAAGCUGGAGCAAUGGUUUUGGCUGAUGGUGGAGUUAUUUUAAUUGAUGAAUUUGAUAAAAUGAAUGAAAUAGAUAGAGUAGCUAUACAUGAAGUUAUGGAAUAAUAAACAGUUACUAUUGCUAAAGCAGGAAUACAUUGUUCUUUGAAUGCUAGAUGUUCUGUAUUAGCUGCUGCUAAUCCACUUUAUGGUGAAUAUUAAUUAGAUAUGGCACCUACUAAGAAUAUUGGUUUACCUGAUUCAUUACUUAGUAGAUUUGAUCUAUUGUUUAUUAUCUUAGAUUAAAAGUCUAAAGAUCAUGAUAGAAGAGUAGCUGAAAGAGUUACUAAAAAUCAUAGAUACAAAGGAUAAUAUGAUGAAGAAGAAAAUAUUGGUGAUAUUAUUCAACCUAUGGCUUAAAUGAGUAUUAAAUAAGAAAUUUCACCUUUUGUUUAAUAAUCUGCUGUCUAUCAUUCUUCAGAUUAAAAAGAAUUAUUAACUUAAACAUUCCUUAAAAAAUAUAUUAUGUAUGCCAAAGAAAAUCAUUCUAAUGUUAUCUUAGAUGAUGAAGCAGCAGAAGAAGUUACUAAAUAAUGGACUAAAAUGAGAUAAAACGAUUUAUUAGAAAAAUAAAUUAGAACAUAACCUAUUACUAUAAGAUCAUUAGAAUCUCUUAUUAGAUUGGCUUCUGCUCAUGCUAAAUUAAGAUUAUCUAAUAUUGUCACUAAAUAAGAUGUUAAAAUUGGAGCAAAAUUAAUGAAAAUCUCUUUAUAAAUGGAUUUAGAAGAAGAAAUUGAAGAAAAUAGAAAAGUUAGUGGUAGAAAAUCAAGUCAAUAAAAACUUAAAAGUGAAUAACCAUUAUCUCUUGGAAGAUAAAAAGUUGAAUCUGAAUAACCUAAAUAAGAAGAAUAAGAGAAUUAGCUUAUUGUUAAAAGCGAUAAGAAAAAAUAAAAAUAGGAUGAUCCUAAAAAUAAAGAAGCUGAAUUUCAUUUAUUCUUAUAAUAAGCUCAUUCCUAAAGUAUUACUAGAGAUUAAUUAAAGGCUGUUCAUAAAGUCUUAAGAGAUUUCAAAGAAAAAGUAAUCUAUUAUAUUGAUAUUUUUAGCUUCAUUAAGAUGUCGUUGAUAUAGAUAUUAUUUGGGGAGAACUUUAAAGUUAAAGUAGAAUCAUUAUCGCUGAUUAUCUAUAAUUCUUAAAAUGCCUCUUAGAAUUAGAUAAAUAAGAAAAAGUUUAAUUUGAUGAUAAAAAAAGAACUGUGUAGUUAUUAUGA